AUGUAUCACAAGGCCAAAUUAGGGAUAAAAAAGCGAUCCAAGGUCCCAGGGGUCAUGAUUACACAGUAUGUGGAGGAGCUUCCUGAAGGAAAGACCACACCCGACUUUCUCCGCAAACCCAUCGCUUUAACUAUUCAGGAAGGUAAAUUAGCCAUUUUUAAAGCAGUUGUGAGUGGGAUUCCAAAGCCAGAGGUAACAUGGAAAAGAGCCAAGGGAGACAUGGCUGACCAGAUGAAAUUCCAGGUUAAAUACGAUGAAUCCUCCGGUGAAUACACCCUGCAGAUCCCUAAAGUGUCUGGAGAAGAGGCGGAUACCUACAAAUGCUUUGCCAUUAAUGAGUAUGGGAAGGCAGUCUGCACUGCCACUCUGAAUGUUAUUGAAGGUCCAACAACUGAUCCAGCAGAGUUCAGAAAACUGCUUAGAAAAAGUGCUGGACGCAAAGUGGAAGAGAAGAAGGAUGGAGAGAUCGAUGAAAAGUUCUGGGAAAUUCUGCUCAGCGCCGAAAAGAAGGACUACGAACGCAUCUGCAAGGAGUUUGGUGUCACUGACUUCCGCUGGAUGCUCAAGAAGCUGAAUGAGUUGAAAAGGGAGAGAGAGGAGGAGCAAGCUAUGUACAUUGAUGCAAUCAGUAAUCUGAAACAUAUUGAAGUGAAGGCAGAUGGUUCUGCAUCAUUUGAACUUGACCUGGAGCUCAAAGACCCAAGCAGCAGGAUUUUCCUCUACAAGGAUGGUGUAAUGAUUCCAUACAGCAAAGACAUGGAGAUGAAGCACAACCUGAGACAGGUGGGCAAGAAGCUGGUCUUUACCAUCAAGGACCUUCUACCUGAGGAUGCAGGACUGUACCAAGUGGACGUUGAGGAGGUCAACGUCUUCUCCACUGAGUUCAAGAUUCCAAACAUCGACUUCAUUGUCAAAAUCCAGGAGGUGAAAGCCAAGGAGAGGGAGGAUGCCAUUUUCGAGUGUGUCCUGUCCCAUCCCUUUGCCAGAAUACUGUGGAUGGGCAAGAACGCCCAGCUGGAAGAUGGCGAAAAGUACCAGAUCACAGUGUCUGAGGACAAGCUGAUCCACAGGCUUCGGGUUCGAGACUGCAUGCAGCUGGAUAAGGGCAUCUAUUCGGCUGUGGCCGGCAUCAAAACUUGCAGUGCCUGGCUUAUAGUCGAGGCGGACAGUGACCCUGCUCCACCCGGCAAGAAGAAGGCCCGCAAAACAACCCAGGCAGGCGGAGCUACAGUGAACCUGGAGAAGGUAGCCCAGGAGCAGCAGGUGAAGCUGCAGAAGGAGAGGGAGGAGAAACUGGAGGUGGUGAGAAAGGCCCAGGAGGAGAAGGAGGUGGCCAAGGCAGCAGAGGCCCCCGUGGAGCCCGUGGUGGAUGGUGGGGAUGGGCUGGGUGAGGGGUCUGGCCUGGACAAUGAGCCCAAGCUGGAUGAUGGGCUCAGGUUAGUCAAUGGGUCAAACGGAGCUGCAUUAGACAGCAGGCCAAAGCUAGAAAGCCGUCCACCCCCAAAGCUGGAAAGCCAUCCACCCCCAGUCAUUGUAAAAGAGGAUCGUCCUGUACAGAAAAUACCUGCAGAUGAUGUGAGAGACAGUGGGCCUGUUAAGGAGGUGCCAGCAAAAACACCCCCUGUGGUUGAUCAAGAUGAUGGAGCAGAAGACCAGACCAAGAAGCGGACCAGAACAGGCCCACUGGUUCCAGACACAGUCAUAGGGCAUAUCCAAGUGUACAAAACGGGCAAGCUGGGGACGGAGGGCUUGCAGACCAUAAACGACAUGACCCCCUGGACCCAGACAGGGCCAUGGAUCCAAAUAUACAAAGUGGGAAAGCUGGGGACAGAGGGCUUGCAGACCAUAAAAGGCAUGAUCCCCUGGACCCAGACAGGGUCGUGGAUCCAAGUGUACAAAACGGGCAAGCUGGGGACGGAGGGCUUGCAGACCGUAAACGACACGACCCCCUGGACCCAGACAGGGCCAUGGGUGUACAAAACGGGCAAGCUGGGGACAGAGGGCUUGCAGACCAUAAAAGGCAUGAUCCCCUGGACCCAGACAGGGCUGUGGAUCCAAGUGUACAAAACGGGCAAGCUGGGGACGGAGGGCUUGCAGACCGUAAAUGACACGACCCCCUGGACCCAGACAGGGCCAUGGGGGCAAGAAAACCGGCAAGGGAAGGGGCAAGGAAACCAGCAAGCAAACGGGCAAGGAAGCGGGCAAGGAGAGGGGAAAGAACAGGGGAAACAGAUGGGAAAAGAAAGUGUGCAAGGAAAUGGAAGAGAUAAGGGGCAAGAAGAUGGGGGAGAAAACAGACAAGAAAACGGCCAGGAAGGCUCUGGAGAAGCUGGAAGGUCUACCAAGCGCACAAGACAAGGCCCGCUGCUUUCGGACAAGGUCAUUGACCCCGGAGUUCAGUUCAUCAGCGGGCUGUCAGACGUGAAUGCUGUGGUGGGCCAGCCAGCUGAGCUGAUGUGCAAGCUGAGCAGCGAGUCGUGCGAGGGAGCCUGGUUCAAAGACGGGAAGCAGUUGUCAUCCACAGAUGGAGUCACCGUUGCUAAAGAUGGACCAUGCCACAAGCUGAUAAUUAAAAAAUGCCAAGAAGAGGACACAGGAAAAUACCGUUUUGAGGCCGAUGGACGUAAAACAGAAGCAGUGAUCAUUGUAGAAGACCCACCGCGGCUUGACCCCGACGACCUUGCCAAGUUCUCCCAGCCCGUCAUCGUGAAGGCGGGGCAAAACGCUUCCUUCAAGAUGCCAUUUGUUGGACGGGAGCCAGUGAAGGUGCAGUGGUACAAAGAAGGGGAGGAGCUGGUGGACGACACCAACGUGGUGGUGGAGAAGGCGCCCGCUCACAGCCGGCUUCUCCUCAGCCGCUGCCAGCGCAAAGACACUGGGGAAAUCAAGAUCAAGCUCAAGAACGACUUCGGCACCAUCGAGGCCCUCUCCAGACUCAUUGUCCUCGACAAGCCCACCCCACCCCAAGGCCCAGUGGAGGUGGCGGAGAGCUCGGCCUCGUGCAUCGAGAUCAAGUGGAGGCCCCCAAAGGACGAUGGGGGCUCCCCGGUGAAGGGCUACUCGCUGGAGCGCCAGCAGACAGGACGUAACACCUGGACCAAGCUGGGCGAGAUAGCGAGCGUCACUGCCUACAGGGACACCGACGUGGACCACGGCAGGAAGUACUGCUACCGCAUCAGGGCAGUGUCCGAGGAGGGAGUUAGCGAGAUGAUGGAAACCAACGACAUCAUGGCGGGCACUAAGGUAUACCCUGGUCCACCUGCUGCACCCAAAAUAGUUAGCGCUUUCAUGGACUGCAUCAAUCUGAGCUGGACUCCCCCCACCAACACUGGAGGCUCGCGUAUUUUAGGCUACCAUCUGGAGAAACGCAAGAAAGGCAGCAACCUCUGGAGUCCGGUGAACCCAGUGAACGAGCCCAUUCAAGAUAAGAAAUAUGCAGUGAAAGAUGUUGUAACAGGGAUGUCAUAUGAAUUCCGUGUGGCAGCAGUAAACAUUUCUGGUGCAGGCGAGCCAAGUGUACCGUCCGAUUUUGUGAUUGCCAGAGACCCCAAGAAGGCCCCCGGAAAAGUCAUAGACCUGAAGGUGGUAGACUCCACCUACACUACCUUGUCACUGUCUUGGACUAAACCAACUGAGCAAGAAGGGGUCCAAGAUGAGGCCAAGGGGUACUUUGUGGAGAUCAGGCCAGCGGAGAGCACGGACUGGAUCCGCUGCAAUGCGAUGCCUGUCAUCAUGACCUCCUUUAUGGUGAAGGGCCUGAAGUCCAUGGGCAUGUACUGGGUGAGGGUGAUUGCCACCAAUGAGGGCGGGGAGGGGGAGCCCCAAGAUCUGGACAAUUACAUCAUCGCCAUGCCCCCUCCUGUGAGGCCAAAGUUCACAGACACCAAAAUGAAGACUUUCAUGGUUGUGCGAGCAGGAAAUUCAGUACGGGUCAAUGUAAACUAUGAGGCCUCCCCGUGGCCAGAUGUGGUCUGGCUGAAAGACAACAUGCCUGUCUCUAAGCGGGUCACCAUUACCAACGCUGAGGGGACGUCACAGCUCCUGAUUCCCUCCUCGGAGCGCUCUGACACUGGGGUUUAUACCAUCAUAGUCAAGAACCUGGUCGGCCAGGAAACUUUCAGCAUUGAGAUCAGAGUCACAGACGAUCCCAAGCCACCAGGUCCAGUGGAGCUGGAGGAAAAUGUCCCCGGCACAGUGACGGUUGUCUGGGAGCCGUCGCCGGACGAGAAACGAGACGACCGCCUGCACUACAUGGUGUCCAAGCGGGACUCCAGCAAGCAGACUUGGCAGACGGUGGCCGACCGGCUCUUCAACAAUAAGUUCACUGCCUGCAACAUCAUGCCUGGUUGCGAGUACCACUUCCGCGUCUAUGCCAAGAACGACAUGGGCCUCUCCGAGCCCUCCGAGUCGCCGACCUGGGGAACCACCAGGAAGAGAGACAAAUUCACGGUGAACAUGCCCCGGUACAGGCCCUUCAACUUCCAGAGCGCGCCCAAGUUCCUGGUGCCACUGAAGCUGCACAUGGCCCCCCCGGGGUACGAGUGCUACAUGAGCUGCGCGGUCUCGGGGAACCCCAAGCCCCACGUCACAUGGUACCGCAACAACAUCAGCCUCAACACCAACACCAACUACUACAUCUCCAAUACGUGCGGGGUCUGCUCCAUGCUCAUCCUCAGGGUCGGGCCCAAGGACCAUGGGGAGUACACGGUCAUGGCAGAGAACACGCUGGGCAGAGCCGAGUGCUCCACCAGUCUCACUGUCCGAGAAUAA
Megalops cyprinoides (Indo-Pacific tarpon) is the source of this 4770-nucleotide messenger RNA. RefSeq names its product immunoglobulin-like and fibronectin type III domain-containing protein 1. NCBI's taxonomy places the organism in Eukaryota, Metazoa, Chordata, Actinopteri, Elopiformes, Megalopidae. Bases 1 to 4770 code for a protein of 1589 amino acids. The transcript has 29 exons. Gene Ontology annotation, molecular function: protein binding. The record is from RefSeq and is a predicted model, not a curated record.